This is a messenger RNA of Mycosarcoma maydis (corn smut), 1746 nucleotides long. RefSeq lists its product as uncharacterized. Gene Ontology annotation, biological process: transmembrane transport. The transcript has a single exon. Lineage: Eukaryota; Fungi; Basidiomycota; Ustilaginomycetes; Ustilaginales. The record is from RefSeq and is a predicted model, not a curated record. Gene Ontology annotation, molecular function: transmembrane transporter activity. The coding region runs from base 1 to 1746 and encodes 581 amino acids.
AUGCAAAGUGGUACAGUGGCAAGCCAGCCCUAUACUGUGGACCUGGCUGCGGGAAAUGGUCAACUGGAGGCGAGUGGCGCCAAGGGGGCAUCUUCAUACGCUUCAUCACAGACAGCCACUACACCAGACGUGCACAGCUACGAACCUUCCACUUCUGGAGUCGCAGAGAUCAACACUCCCUUUGACCCGCAAAGUGAUUGCGGUCUAGACAGAGAUCGCCAAGCUUCUGAUCUUGACGACGAACACAAGGCUGCCGCGGCGCCGGAUGACCUCGAGGUUGCUGGUCAUCAGGUCGCAUCCAAAGUGGCUGACAGCAGCCUCGAUGAGAAGUUGCCACCGCAGCUGGUGGGCUGGGAGGGCCCUGACGAUCCUGACCAUCCGCACAAGUGGUCUGUGGUCCUUCGUGUAUACCUCACCUUUCUAGCAUGCGUGGUGGUGCUGGCAUCUACGUUCACCUCUUCGAUCUCCUCUGGUAUCGCUGAGAGUCUGAUGAAGCACUACAGCUUCGGCAAAGAGGUCGCUGCACUCACCAUCUCGGUCUUCGUCGCGGGUUAUAUCCUGGGACCCUGGUUGUGGGGUCCACUCUCGGAACGAAUCGGUCGCCGCAAGGUAUUUGCGGCUUCGCUGCUCAUCUAUACUGGCUGGAACGUGGGCUGCGCUCUGGCACCCAACACAGGUGCGCUACUGACGUUCCGCUUCCUCGCCGGCACCGCUGCCGCUGCGCCGCUGAGCAACUCAGGUGGUCUAAUCGCCGACCUGUGGCCGACACGCGUUCGUGGUAUCGCCACCGGUCUAUACGCCUGUGCGCCCUUCGCCGGGCCCGCACUAAGCCCUAUCGUCAGCGGCUUUAUUCAGAGCUCGGGCGCCAAUUUCCGAUGGGCAUUUUGGGUUUGCGCUAUAUUUUCCGGUGUCUGCUGGUUGCUAGUAGUUCUCACGCUCCCAGAGACAUACGCGCCUGUGCUCCUCAAGCGCAAAGCGGACCAACUUCGUCGACAGACUGGCAGCGCAAGCUACUGCGCGCCGAUAGAGCAGGCCAAACUGACACCGUCGACGUUUCUGCGAGAUGUUCUGAUCAAGCCGCUGAUCAUGUCAAUUCAGGAGACAAUGCUGCUCGCCUCGAUCUUGUUUAUGGCGUUUCUGUACGGUGUUGUCUACCUGCUCUUCGAAGCCUUGCCCAUCGUGUUUGGCGAGGGCUACGGCUUCAGCGCAGGCGUUGUGGGCCUCAUGUUUAUUCCUUUCGCUCUAGGGGCGUGUGUUGGCGUGCUAUUCUACAUUGUUGUCUUUUUCCCUCGCUAUGCCCACAAGGUCGACAAUGCGCCGGGCAACCAGGUAGCACCAGAGGAACGUCUUCCUAUGGCUAUGCUUGGAGCACCUGUUCUGACCAUCGGCUUCUUUUGGUUCGCGUGGACCAGCGACCCGAAUAUCAGCUUCUGGGCGCCCAUGCUCUCCACUGCCCUGCUGGGCUUUGGCAUCUUUUUUGUCUUCCAGGGGCUGUUCAACUUUAUGAUUGACGCCUACACCGUCAAUGCAGCCUCGGCGUUGGCUGCCGGCGUGAUUGUGCGCAGCUGCUUUGGCGCUGCAUUUCCGCUUAUCGCGAGACAAUUGUAUGCUCGGCUGGGCACCAAAUGGGGGUCCAGCUUGCUCGGCUUUCUCGCGUUGGCUAUGACGCCGAUCCCAUUCCUGCUGUAUCACUACGGGCCUCGUCUCAGGGCCAGAUCCCGAAGUGCCAAGCAUACUGCCGCCUAG